Trypanosoma cruzi is the source of this 2763-nucleotide messenger RNA. RefSeq names its product trans-sialidase, putative. Gene Ontology annotation, molecular function: exo-alpha-sialidase activity. The transcript has a single exon. Bases 1 to 2763 code for a protein of 920 amino acids. The record is from RefSeq and is a predicted model, not a curated record. NCBI's taxonomy places the organism in Eukaryota, Euglenozoa, Kinetoplastea, Trypanosomatida, Trypanosomatidae.
AUGCUCUCACGUGUUGCUGCUGUGGAGGCACCCCGCACACACAACCGUCGCCGCGUGACCGGAUCCAGCGGGAGGAGGAGGGAAGGAAGAGAGAGUGAGCCGCAGAGGCCCAACAUGUCCCGGCGUGUGUUUGCUUCCGCGGUGCUACUCCUCCUCGUCGUGAUGGUGUGCUGCGGCAGUGGUGCUGCGGGAGUUGCGGGGCAGCCAUCAGAGCCAAGGUUUCAAUGGAGGGGCAUCAAUGAGAGUGGAGAUGAAACUGUGGACUCGUUGGGUGCUCCCAGCCUUCUAAAAGUGGGGAGUGACGUAUUUGUCGUUGCCGAGGCGCAGUGCAAGAACGGUGGUGUCAGUUUUACUGGCGUUGCAUCUCAAGUUCUCACGACAAAAACUACUGACAAGCCGGAGGAAGCGCUGACGGAUCCCAAAGCUAAGACACAAUUACUGGAGGAAGGCACUUCCACAGAGGUGAAGAAAGUGGAUGUGAGCCGACCAACAACAGUUGUGAAGGGAAAUGAUAUUUACAUGCUUGUUGGAAAAUACAGCCGGAAAGCUGUCACUGGUGUUCAGGAGAGAGAUGCAGUUGACUGUGGAUUUUUGCUGGUGAAAGGGGAAGUCGGUGGUGAAGAAAGUGGCGGUGGCAAAGGAAUCCAGUGGAAGGAUACCAAAAGUCUCCCGCAGACACCUUUCUGCGAGCAACACGAAUUUUUAACAGGACUGAUUGGUAGCGGUGGAUCGGGUGUUAAUAUAAAUGACGGUACGCUUGUGUUCCCAGUGGAAGGGACGAAGAAUAAUGGGAAGAACGUUUCGCUGAUCAUAUACUCCUCAGACAUUGCGACUUGGACGCUGUCGAAGGGGAUGUCUGACGAUGGCUGCAGUGUUCCCUCCGUCGUGGAGUGGGAGAAGGACAAAAAACUCAUGAUGAUGACUGCGUGUGAUGACGGCCCUCGCAGGGUGUACGAGUCCGGUGACAAGGGGGAGUCGUGGACGGAGGCACUCGGGACCCUCUCGCGCGUGUGGGGCAGCAAAAAAAGGGAUAAAAACGUGAAACUCGUUAGAAGCGGGUUCACCACAGCGACGAUCGACGGUGUCGAUAGUGAUAAGAGAACUGUGAUGCUCGUUACUCUGCCGGUCUACUCCAAAAAAGAGAAAAAUGGAAACAGCAAUGGAAAAAGUGUACUCCAUCUUUGGCUGACGGACAAUACGCACAUUGUUGAUAUUGGGCCGGUAUCCGAUGAUGAGGACGCUGCCGCCAGCUCCCUGUUGUACAGAAGUGGUAAGGAUGGUGAUGAUAAGAAGGAGGAGUUGAUUGCACUUUACGAGAAGAAGGGCGGUGAGAAAGAAACAUCACCCGGUAUGGUCUCUGUGAUUCUGACUACGCAGCUGGAGCGGGUGAAGGAGGUGCUGAAGACAUGGAAUGAAGUGGACAAACGUGUCUCCAAGCUGUGCCCUUCUGAGAAUGCUAAGGAGGAUCCCUCACCUGCCACUGCCUGCGGCGCCGCCAUUCCGACGGAUGGGCUGGUUGGCUUUUUGUCCGGCAAGUUCUCUGAUGGCAGAUGGAGGGACGAGUACCUCGGCGUGAACGCCACAGUAAAGAAGAAUGAUGGGGUGGAGAAAAAGGAAAAUGGCGUAACAUUUAAAGGGCGUGGUGCGUGGGCGGAGUGGCCUGUUGGCGCGCAGGGGCAGAAUCAGCUGUACCACUUCGCGAACUACAACUUCACUCUUGUGGCGACGGUGUCCAUCCACGGUUUGCCAAAGGACGGAGAUAACUCCAUUCCAUUGAUGGGUGCGAAGGUGAAUGAUAAUGGGAAGACUGUACUCCUGGGACUGUCGUACAACAACAAAGAAAAGAAAUGGAUGCUACUGUGCGAUGGCAGAGAGAACAAGUGGCUCAGCGGCCCUUGGGAGCCAGGGAAAACACAACAAUUGGCCAUUGUGCUACAGAACGGUAACCAGAGCACCGCGUACGUCGAUGGUGAGCGCGUGGGGGGCGAAACGUGUUCACUGGAAAAUACGGAGUCAAACGAGAUCUCGCACUUCUACAUUGGAGUGGGUGGAGGCGACGCAGAAAGCCGAGAAGAAGUGUCCGUGACUGUGAAGAACGUCCUGCUGUAUAACCGCCCGUUGAAUGAAGCAGAAAUUGGUGCCCUCAACCCGAAUAAAGCCUCCAUUCCGCCUCCGGUAGGUGGAAGUGCGCAAGGAACAUUGUUGCAAUCUCCUUCUGACGGGCAACCGCCGUUGGGGCGUGAAUCGUUGAAUGAAGAUGGGGGUGUGGGCAGUGGCGGUGUAUCCACGUCAGCAGUUUCCACCGCCACUCCGUCGGCAGGGGAGGGUUCUGUAAAGCAGUUGGCGUUGCGAACAUCUUCCGGCGGAAGUGAAAACGUGGAUGUCGUUUCUUCACCCGAUGGUGAUCCAACGGUGGGAGCGGAAGCUGGAGAUACGGUGCCGGGAGACAGACCACCUCAAACUUCUGCGGGCACUCCCGCCACAGCAGGCGCAAACGCUCCUACCGCUGAAACCGAGGGACAAUUUGACCCCGCAGUGACAACUGGGGUGAGCGUGAGCUCCGGUGAGAGUGGGGAGACGGUGGGAGGAAGGGAUGGGCAGGAAGAUGUCCAUUCACGGGUCAGGGAAGUUAAUGCCACGGCACCCAGCAGCAGCCUCGGAAAUGUGUCGCAGGGGAAUAACAGCGAUGCUGGCACUAUGCGUGAGAGCGGACUGCUGCCGCUGCUUCUUUUGCUGGGAAUUUGGGUGGUUUCGGCUCUGUGA